CCUGUUUCCUGUUGGGGCCCUUUUCUCCUUGGAUAUGUAUAAAGAGCUCUCCUAAUAUUUAACCCAUUCACUUCCAGGUACUUUGGUAAUCAGCGGUAUAAGUCCAGGCCUUGUAAGGAUCGUUGGUGUGAUGAGCAAACUCAGCCUAUGUAUGCGCAAUAAUGGAAAGCUCUACGGAUCGACUUCCUUGACUAGCGACGAUUGUGUUUUUAAACACAUACUGGCAGAAACGGACUACGACGUUUAUGAGUCCAUCAGGUACAAGUUCCUUGUCAGCCUAGGAAGGGUUAAGGGAGUAUUGGGUCCCAAUCGGAACCUACCACGUUUUUCUCAGUUUUUAACUAGAAGGAAUGAAAUCCCCUUAAGCCAGUUCAACACGCCACCACCUCAGCCUCAGCCUCAGCCAGCAGUCCCCACGGACAAUGGGGAGGACCCAUGUGGGGGCAUCUUGGAUGGAAGGAUACCGGAAGAACAACCAUUGGUGAAUGGCAUCCAUCCCUGCUUCCUCGAGGAGGAUUACAGAUAAACAAAAUAAUGGGUAUAUAAAUCAUUAAAAAAAAAAAAAGGCUUUAUGCAUCUUGGAAGGAAAAAUAGGCAGAUUCCAAGUAUGCAUUUGGGAUAGUGCAUACAUUUGGCAAAAUAUGGGUGGAGUCAUUGGGGAAUUCAAGCUAUUGUAGAUGAACUUUUAAAACGCUAUGGUUGUAUUGGGAUAUAUCCUUUAGCAAAAUCAAUUAUAAACAAAUGUUUGAUUUGUAAAAAGGUGAAUGAACAAGCUGUCAGGAAACAACAGAUGGGUGGGAGACCACCAGCUUUAAGACCAUUUCAAUGUAUUCCAGUGGAUUUACAGUAUUACCAAAAGUGGGGAGAGUAAAAUAUUUAUUGGUCAUAGUGGACCACCUCACAGGGUGGGUUGAAGCUUUUCCCUGCAGUAAUGCUACAGCAACAGUGGUGUCAAGAGUUUUAUUAGACCCAACCUAGAAAGAUUAUCAUCCUAUGAACUGUUGUUUGGAGUAGUUUUCACUACAGGAAGUAUAUGCAUUGAUUCCCUGGAAACCAGAGACAAAGUAUUGAAACAAUAUGUGCAUAAACUGUCCAGAUAUUUUGAAGUUCUUAGGAAACAAGAACUAUUAGCCCAAACACCACCUUUGAAGUUUCCAGUCCACAAAUUCAACCACGAUGAUUGGGUGUUGAUCCAGAGCUGGAAGGAAGUUAAACCCCAAGUGAAAGGGCCCGUGCCAGCCCCAAAGGAGUGGAAGGUGGAAUCUCACCAAGGAGAUCCAUUGAAGUUGAUGAU
Molecule: messenger RNA, 1294 nt
Organism: Pantherophis guttatus
Lineage: Eukaryota; Metazoa; Chordata; Lepidosauria; Squamata; Colubridae
Source: RefSeq, a predicted model, not a curated record